Clonostachys rhizophaga is the source of this 1875-nucleotide messenger RNA. The record is from the annotation of a GenBank genome assembly. Lineage: Eukaryota; Fungi; Ascomycota; Sordariomycetes; Hypocreales; Bionectriaceae.
AUGUUAACAGCAGACUCCAGGGGCGACAUCGCCACGGAAAGAGUUCUGGAAUCUCCUACUCCUCACUUUUUCAACCAUACCUUGAAUGCUUCAGCGUUCGAUUUCUAUGACAACAAAGCUCGUUCAAAGUCAAAGAAUUCACCUCAGACCCGACCAGCUUUUGACAGAUGGCGGCCCAAAUUCCACCUCAUGGCCCCUCAUGGGUGGAUGAAUGACCCUUGCGCACUCGGCUACAAUGAGGCCACAGGAACAUAUCAUGCUGGUUUCCAAUGGAACCCCAAGGGUUAUGAAUGGGGGAACAUGUCCUGGGGUUGUGCUUCGUCGAAUGAUCUCUUACACUGGAACGUGCAAAAAAAACCUUCAAUGGAGCCUGAUAGGUCUCAUGGUGAGGAAGGUGUCUUCACUGGCUCGAUGCUGCCCACAAACCCAAACGGAGAGAAAGAUGGAUCUUUGACAGCAUUCUUCACAUCUGCACGAUAUCUCCCUCUCCACUACACCUUGCCUUAUACUCUUGGAACUGAGUCUAUCCAUAUGGCCACCUCGACGGAUGGUGGGAGGAGCUGGACUAGGUAUGAGCACAACCCCAUUGUCAGUCUCCCACCAAAAGAACACAGCGUUCUGGGUUGGAGAGAUCCAUUCAUCACACGCUGGAAAGAGGCCGAUGUCAUACUUGGAAAGACGUCACCAUCAUUAUACGGCUUAGUGGCGGGGAGCAUCCGAGGCAAGACACCAACAGUAUUUCUCUAUGAGAUCAAUCCGACUCGUCUCUUAGAGUGGUCAUACAUCGGCACGCUCAGCGACCUGGGUAUGAAUUUUACCCCCUCAGCCUGGACUGGUGACUAUGGUCAGAAUUUUGAAACAGCAAAUCUCAUCCCUUUGGCGGACUCGAAGGGGAAAAGACACAACAUCAUGACACUGGGUGUAGAGGGGUGUCUAAAACCAAGACCGAAAGAAAGAUCAGAGGUUAUUGAUGACCACUCCCAAAUGUGGCUAUGUGGCCAACUAGAAUCAUCUUCCAAUGGUCUUAAUUUAGGCUUCAAGUUUGGCGGUAUUGUCGAUCACGGGUGCUAUUACGCCAUGGCUAGUUUCCCUGAUCCGAUCACAGGCGAACAAGUAGCAUUUGGCUGGGUGUUGGAAGAAGAUCUAUCCCCAGACCUUACUGCUCGCCAAAAAUGGAGCGGAUGCCUCUCUAUACCGCGCGUGCUACGACUAGUUGAGCUUCACUCCGUAACCAAAGCCCUCAAGACGGACGUUGGGCAAAUUACAUCGAUCCAAGCUACACCCACAGAAAACGACACUUUCUCCAUUCUCACGUUCUGUGCAGUACCGGAUCCCAGACUCCAAAAUCUUCGAAGUUCCCAAUAUUCACUGCAGCCUAGAGUAUUUACAUCCAGGGCACCAGAUCAGGUUGAGUUGCUCAACGGAUGCGAUAGCUGGGAGAUGAAGAUGUCUUUGAAGGUCGGAAGCGCCACUAGAUGCGGCUUCGAGAUAGACUUUUCGCAAGACUACCGGGAAACCGCUCGUGUUUACUUCGAACCUGGCAACGAGAUGCUCUAUGUUGACCGGUCGGCAUCCACAAGCUACCCCGGAAUUAAUCGUCUGCCUGAACGAGCACCUCAUACCUUAUUUACUUUCCUAGACUCUUACAAUAAGGCGGAGGAGCUAGAGACGCUGGAUUUCCACGUAUACUAUGAUUGCAGUGUCCUUGAAAUAUUUGUCAAUGGCAGGACGGCCAUCACAACUAGAGUCUACCCUACAUCAAACACCUCAUUUGGGGUGCGACCUUUCGUAGAGAGCACAGAUGUAAAGGGUGAAAGAAGCGAAUUGGUUUCUUUCAACUUAUGGGAAUUAGAUAGUGCCGAGUGCAUUUCCUAA